Herpailurus yagouaroundi (jaguarundi) is the source of this 2513-nucleotide messenger RNA. RefSeq names its product calpain 14 (gene CAPN14). Gene Ontology annotation, molecular function: calcium ion binding; calcium-dependent cysteine-type endopeptidase activity. Gene Ontology annotation, biological process: proteolysis. Gene Ontology annotation, cellular component: cytoplasm. Lineage: Eukaryota; Metazoa; Chordata; Mammalia; Carnivora; Felidae. The transcript is spliced from 21 exons. The record is from RefSeq and is a predicted model, not a curated record. The coding region runs from base 40 to 2100 and encodes 686 amino acids.
AUCCCAGAAGACCCCGGGGGUCCGUAUCCACACUCUGCCAUGUCUCUGUGUCUGUCUUUCCGAGGCAGAUGGAAGAUGGGGCAGAAGAACUCACUGGGGGGCUCCUCGCAGCUCCCCAAGCAGGACUACAAGGCCCUGAGGGAAAGGUGCCUGAUGGAAGGCCGCCUCUUUGAAGAUGACAGCUUCCCGGCCAGCCUGUGCUCUGUGGGCAGCGGGCCCCUAUUGCGGAAGCUGCCGCCCGGCCUGCAGUGGAGAAGGCCUCCGGAGCUGCACAGCAGUCCCCAGUUCUAUUCUGCUGACACCAAAAGGCUGGACCUGUGCCAGGGAGUGGUAGGUGACUGCUGGUUCUUGGCUGCUUUGCAAGCUCUGACUUUGCAUCAGGACAUCCUGAGCCGUGUCGUUCCCCUGAAUCAGAAUUUCACUGAGAACUAUGCCGGCAUUUUCCAGUUCUGGUUCUGGCACUUUGGGAAGUGGGUUCCUGUGGUGAUAGACGACCGACUUCCUGUGAAUACAGCUGGCCAGCUGGUCUUUGUCUCUUCCACUCACAAAAAUGUGUUCUGGGGAGCUCUUCUGGAAAAGGCCUAUGCUAAGCUGUCUGGCUCCUAUGAAGACUUGCAGCGUGGACAGGUGUCUGAAGCACUUGUGGACUUCACUGGAGGGGUGACAAUGACCAUCAAGCCGGCAGAGGCCCCUGGCAACCUCUGGGACAUCCUCACCUGGGCCACCUACAGCAGAACCCUCAUUGGCUGCCAGACACACUCAGGGAAAGAGAGGGUGCUGGAGAACGGGCUGGUGGGCGGCCAUGCCUAUACCCUCACAGGAAUCAGAAAGGUGACCUGCAGACACGGACCAGAAUAUCUAGUCAAGCUGCGGAACCCCUGGGGCAAAGUGGAAUGGAAAGGGGACUGGAGUGACAGCUCGGGUAUGUGGGAGCUACUGAGCCCCAAGGAGAAGAUUCUGCUCCUGAGGAAAAGCAAUGAUGGAGAAUUCUGGAUGACACUGAAGGACUUUAAAACACAUUUCAUGCUUCUGGUCAUCUGCAAACUGACCCCGGGCCUGCUGAGUCAGGAUGUAGGCCAGAAGUGGACAUACACCAUGCGGGAGGGAAGAUGGGAAAAGGGGAUCACGGCCGGUGGCCCGAUGAAGUCACCCCGAGACACAUUCUGGAAGAACCCGCAGUUCCUGCUGUCUGUCUGGAGCCUUCAGGAGGGCAGGAGGUUCCCUAUGCCCUGCAGCGUGCUGGUGUCCCUGCUGCAGAAGCCCAGGCACAGGCACCGCAACUGGAAGCCUCACCUGGCCAUUGGCUUCUACCUCUUUAGGUUGAGCAAGCACUAUGGUGACCAGAGGAGACUGCCCUCUGAGUUUUUCUGGAAAAAUGCCCCCAUAAGAUGGCCUGAAGCAUUUCUCACAGAGAAAGAAGUGAGUCAGGAACUGCAGCUGGAGCCAGGGACAUACCUCGUUGUGCCCUGCACAUCCAAGGCUGGCCAGGAAGCAGAGUUUGUCCUGAGAGUAUUCUCCAGGAAGCACAUCUUUCAUGAAAUUGGAUGCAAUUCCAGUGCUGUCUUCUCUAAGGAAAUAGUAGACAAAAAUGAAGGGCAGGAUGAAUUCUUCACUAAACUCUUUGAAAAGUGUCCAGAAAUAAAUGCAGUGCAGCUGCAGAAGGUCCUGAACCACAUGACCUGGUCAAGUCUGGGGAGUGCCCAGCCUUUCUUCAGCCUGGACGCCUGCCAGGGGAUCCUGGCCCUACUGGAUCUUAAUGCGUCGGGUACCGUGAGCAUCCAGGAGUUCAGGGACCUGUGGAAGCAGCUGAUGCUGUGUCAGGAGGUUUUCCACAAGCACAACAGCAGUCACUCAGGAUACCUGAACAGGACCCAGCUGCAGGCUGCCAUGAGGGAUGCAGGAAUCAUGCUCAGCAAUGACGUCUGCCAGCUGAUGCUUAUCCGCUAUGGCGGCCCCAACCUCCAGAUGGACUUCGUCAGCUUCGUCCACUUGAUGCUGCGUGCAGAGUACAUGGAGGAUGCCUUUCAGAACUUAACCCAAGAUGGCAAAGGGAUCUACCUCCAGAAGCCAGAGUGGCUGAUGAUGACUCUGUACUCCUGAGAAGGCUGGAGCCCUGUCUGCCUUCACUGAGAACUCUGCAUGUGGCUCAAAGGUAGCCUUUGACUGAAACCAAUCCACAUUCAGCCCAUUUACUGUUCUUCAGGACCGUGUCUCCAGUCAUCGCCUUCUCAGCUGGGAAGAUUUCUUUUCUGCAGACCUUCCCCUUGGAUAGGCAGUGUGCAAAAAGGGAAAGGAGUUAGCAAAGAUUCCCUUGGACUUGUAAAGACCAAUUGUCAUUCUCCAGCCACAACCUUGUCACAGCAGGGAUGUCAGCUGACGUGGUCUAAGAAAUCUGACUCCAGAGUUGGUAUGUCAACCUUUGACAAUACUGCCUCCAUGGCUGUCCAAUUUAUUAUUUUUUUAACUUUGAAAAAAUAAAGAUUUAUUACUUAUAAGACCUGGAAAUUACAUAG